CCUAGAGCAACAGGAAAUGACUUAGGGAAAGUCCCAACCACAGCCCCUCCAGCCCCCUGCCUGUAAACACCCCACCCGCACCCUGCAGGCUGGGGGGCCCCUCCCGAGCGACCGACUUCCCUUUGCAGAACCUAACGGGUGCCGCGUCUUCACCCCGCGCCACCAUCACCUCCCAGAGCCAUGUUCCAGGCUGCCGGAGCUGCCCAGGCCACCCCCUCGCAUGAAGCCAAAGGCAGUGGUGGCAGCAGCACUGUUCAGCGCUCCAAGUCCUUCAGCAUCCGGGCCCAGGUGAAGGAGACCUGUGCUGCCUGCCAGAAGACUGUGUACCCCAUGGAGCGGCUGGUGGCCGACAAGCUCAUCUUUCACAGCUCUUGCUUCUGCUGCAAGCACUGUCACACCAAGCUGAGCCUGGGCAGCUAUGCGGCGCUGCACGGGGAAUUUUACUGCAAACCCCACUUUCAGCAGCUGUUUAAGAGCAAAGGCAACUACGAUGAGGGUUUCGGCCGGAAGCAGCACAAGGAGCUCUGGGCCCACAAGGAGGUGGACCCCGGCACCAAGACAGCCUGAUGCCCCUGACCCCACUCCCUUCCCGUUCCAGGCAGGGAAGGGCGGGGAAGAAAUUGGACCUGGGCUCUGAAGGGAGGGCAGGGUGGGGAGGGACGAGGCUGUGAGCUCCGGAGGCUGGAGGCCAGGGGUUGCGGGGCCAGGUCCUGCCUGCUCCUCGACUCCCUCGCCCCCUUGGUGGGUGGGGGUUUGGGAAACAGGAUGGGGGUUUGCUCCACCCUGCUUCCUGCUUCUUUCAGUCUACCCCACCUCAGCCCACGGUCCCCUGGGAGGCCCCCAAGCCCAGCUUCCCUACCUAGGUGCCUUUUCUCCAGCAAGGAGUCAGCAUGCCCCCCUCAGGGUCCCACGCUCCCUCACUGCCACCCGGUGCCCUAGGUGGCCCCCACGUCUCCCCAUCUACCUCUGCCCUUAGCCUGGUCCUGAGCCACGGAGACUGGAGGAGGGAGGGCCGGCUGGGGGGGCCGUGGGGGAGGGGAGGAGGAAGUGACCGGCCCUGCUGCACCCGCCUGCUGCCUGCUCCCUGCCCCCCACCGCCCAGUGUGAUUGGGACCAUCUCACACCACUGGAGUCAAGAAGCAAGAAGCAGAAGCUAAAGCACCGCCAGGCUGAGUGCCACAGAGACUGGUAGGGGGCUGGCAGCCGCCAUGUUCCCCGCUUCUCCCUUCUUUCUGCCAGUUCUGACUGUUGUGAUGAACCCUAUUUUAAAUGUUUCAACAGACCCUGA
Messenger RNA from Condylura cristata (star-nosed mole), 1288 nucleotides. It is a transcript of the gene LIMD2, whose product is annotated as LIM domain containing 2. Gene Ontology annotation, biological process: actin filament bundle assembly. Lineage: Eukaryota; Metazoa; Chordata; Mammalia; Eulipotyphla; Talpidae. Gene Ontology annotation, cellular component: actin cytoskeleton; plasma membrane. The transcript is spliced from 4 exons. The record is from RefSeq and is a predicted model, not a curated record. The coding region runs from base 181 to 567 and encodes 128 amino acids. Gene Ontology annotation, molecular function: actin filament binding.